AUGAGACAAAGCAGCGCGACUGGACCCUGGGACGGGAUCCGGAGUCCGGAGACGUCGGAGACCCCGAUUGACGUGGCUGAUGUCAUUCUGGGGCAAUGCCUCAUGCGAUUCAGCAUUCUCAUCCUCGGCAUCUGCCUGUCGUUCUUCGCUCGGAUUUCUAAUACAGAGGGCCCGUCUACAAGGCAGACCGCCAAGCAUGCGAAUGAGCACAUCAUGUCCGAGAAACUCAUUCCGUCUAAUCCGGCGGACGUCAUGGUCAUGCGCCAUGUCACGCCGAACGUUGUCACAUUCUCAGUACCAUUCUCGCGGUUCGGGACCAUGAAGAUCGGUGGUCGAGGGACACUAGUCAAAAUGACCUCGGGCGACCUAGCCGUUUUCUCCCCUGUCGCUCUCACAGAAGAGGCCAAGGCCAAGGUGUCCGAGCUGGGCGGCAACCUCGCCUACAUUGUGGCUCUAGAUUUUGAGCAUCACAUCUUCCUCUCCGAAUGGCUCAAAGCCUACCCGACCGCCAAAUUGGUCGGUCCCGAAGGUCUCCCCGAGAAGCGCGCCAAGCAGAACGACCCCAAGAUCGGCUCCGAGCCGUUUGCAACCGUCUUCACAAAGGACAAGAAGAGCACCACCAGGAUCGGCGACGACUUUGACAGGGACUUUGACUACGAGUACGUUGAUGGCCACGCCAAUAAGGAGAUUGUGGUCAACUUCCGUCCAGACCGAACGCUGAUCGAGGCGGACCUCUUCUUCAACCUACCUGCCACCGAGCAGUACAGCCGGGUGCCUGAGAAGCAGAAACAGGCUGGUGGCUUCCUCGCACGCCAUUUUGAGGGUCUGCAGGACCCCCAAGGCGGCAGCAACAAGUGGAUGAAGAGGUUCAACUGGUUUGUACUUGCCAAGGAUCGGGCGAGCUUCAACGAGAGCAUCCGGGCCAUCGCCAAGUGGGAUUUCGUCAACUUGAUUCCCUGCCACGGUGAUGUCCUGGAAGGCAACGCAAAGGAAGUCUUCCAAAAGACGUUUGAGUGGCAUAUCUAG
This is a messenger RNA of Emericellopsis cladophorae, 1026 nucleotides long. RefSeq lists its product as uncharacterized. The transcript is spliced from 3 exons. The coding region runs from base 1 to 1026 and encodes 341 amino acids. The record is from RefSeq and is a predicted model, not a curated record. Lineage: Eukaryota; Fungi; Ascomycota; Sordariomycetes; Hypocreales; Bionectriaceae.